This is a messenger RNA of Spodoptera littoralis (African cotton leafworm), 1755 nucleotides long. The record is from the annotation of a GenBank genome assembly. Lineage: Eukaryota; Metazoa; Arthropoda; Insecta; Lepidoptera; Noctuidae.
AUGGCUCUCCCAGUCCCACACUUAGCCUCUAGCCUUUGCCAUCAACAUAUGACAAGACAAUCGGCGAAGCGUCACCAAUUCAUUGUAGAUAUCCCACCCGAACGAAGCAUUCGCUCCGCAUGUCCUAUGCACUCGUAACUAAUCAAAGCCACCAACUAAUAACUGUUUAAUGAUUUCAAACUCAAAACUGAUUUAUUUAUAACCAAAAAAAAUACUUUAGUCUAAAAAGUUUGGGUAGUUUUGUUAACGCUACGCUAAGCUAACUGACUGGCAUGCAUAAGGAUAGGGCAACACUACACGCAGCAUUUAAAAAAAAAAUUAAUGGCCGACUAGCUAUCGAAGCGGGUGAUCGACGCGUAUUUCGUAAAAACAAUUUAGCAUUCAGUUUUACUUCGACAAGAUUUAAUUUUGAUAUUUUUAAACAGUUUGUGUUCUUUAUAGUUUGGUGUGGUAUUUUUAUUAGAAAAAAUGUUGGGUUCUGGGGAUAGCAGCUACAUCAUAAAGUUGCGCGGCUUGCCUUUCUCCACCACCGUCGAAGAUGUCCUCGAUUUUCUCCGGGGCGUCAACGUGUGUAAUGGUAAAGAAGGCGUGCACUUGACCGAGGUGCGACCAGGUCGCCCUUCUGGAGAAUGUUUCGUGGAAGUAGAGAGCCAGCAAGAUGUGGAAGAAGCUCUCAAGAAGGAUAAAGAUAACAUGGGCAAGAGAUACAUUGAGAUCUUUUCCACCGACCGCCAAGACAUGGAAUGGGCUAUAAAUGCCAUGCGUCAAUCUGAGAAUGGUGGCUUUGAUGGUAUACCUAAUGUAUCUGAUGAUAUGGGUAUCGUUAAGCUGCGAGGCUUGCCUUUUGGCUGCAAUAAAGAAGAAAUCAUCCAGUUCUUUGACGCCAGCUACCUUUACCCCAAGGCAUAUAACCUGAUCUUUAUUUGCACGUCGGAUGGGGCAGGGCUGACGGUCGCCACGGAUGGGGUCCACUUGCUCUCCGACGUCACGGGGCGGGCCUCGGGAGAGGCGUUCGUACACUUCGUAGACAAGGAGAGCGCACAAGAGGCUCUCAACAGGGACAGGGAGAAAAUAGGACACAGGUACAUUGAAGUAUUCCUGAGUUCCGCAGACGAGGUUCGUGCUUACACUGCUCGUAUUGAGAGUGGGUUCCGCUCAUCAAGAGGUUACAGACCGACCCCGUACGACAGGAACGACAGAUUUUCUGGAAGAUUCGGCAAUAGGGGACGAGGUUCAUUUGGUAGGGGCGGUGGUUAUGGCGGCGGCGGCCGCGGUGGAUUCCGUCGUGCUGGCAGUGGGUGUCACUGCGUACACAUGCGCGGCCUGCCAUUCAAGGCUACUCCACAAGAUAUCGCCUAUUUCUUCAAGCCAAUCCGACCCAUGAACAUCAACAUUCUGUAUGACAACAGUGGUCGGCCUUCCGGCGAAGCUGAUGUGGAGUUCGAAUGUCACGAAGAUGCUAUGAGGGCAAUGAGACGUGACAAGAACAAUAUGGAUCACCGUUACGUCGAGUUGUUCUUGAACUCCUCGCCCAGCGGUGGCGGUGGUGGCGGCGGCUUCAAACCCAACAGGAGCUUCAGGAACAACUACUGAACAUACACAGGCGACGGUAAGCGGGUAACUGGGGAAAUGCUGAACUAUACAAACGUUAAUUAGUGGUUCACUAUGCAGUCUUUAUUUACUUCAAUUAGCAAAAACGUAUUUUUGAAAGUCAUGUAAUCAAGUGAAGUUACUUGCUGGUUUGUACUGGCUUAA